Coccidioides posadasii C735 delta SOWgp is the source of this 654-nucleotide messenger RNA. RefSeq lists its product as uncharacterized. Lineage: Eukaryota; Fungi; Ascomycota; Eurotiomycetes; Onygenales; Onygenaceae. The record is from RefSeq and is a predicted model, not a curated record.
AUGCUGAGCAAGGAGGAUGAAGCCCGUCUCGACAGGCAUGAAGGCGUGCCAACAGCAUACGAGAAGCAUCUGCUUGACAUUGAUUUGUACUUUCCGAGGAACAGGCCGAGAAGUCAACGUGGGAGCUCCGUCCGACCCGUUCGCAGCGAUGGAGAAAGGGUAACGGUUAAGGCGUUGGUGUAUCUCAGUCCACAGUACACCACUGACUCAGCUCCUCGAGAGGAGUAUGUCAAUCGGAUGAUUCGAGGCCUGCAGGACUCCUUGGAUUUCGGCAUGUCCGAGGACUACGUCAGCAACGUAGUCAUGCCAGCCUUGAGGAGACGACCUAACCAAAAUCGUACGGCAGCAUCGGCCUUUUCGAGACGGCGUGCCAAUGUCGAUAUAGAGAGGAAUCGAUCCCAACGUUUUCAGUUCACAGGCCCUUGGACACAACUUCCUCGUGCCCUCGCCGAGUCUCACGAUGGUACCCACAAAACUCUCGGGCCGCCCCUGGAUGCCCGUGACCUACCAAGUUCUUGGCGUCGGCUUUUGCAGCCACUUCUCGUGAUCCCACAGCAUAGCCUUUGCAUGCAUGAAAUGGUGCAUUUGUUUUCAUCUUAUUUUUCUUGUUUUGCUAGUCGCAUACUAUUAGAUGGCCUACCCGAGCUAGAAUAA